AUGAUGGCAAGAAUGGCACGCGUUGGCUGGCCACAACGCAGUUUCAACCUUCCAGUGCCCGGCGUGCCUUUCCCUGUUUCGAUGAACCACAGCUCAAGCCGAUCGAAAAUGGUGACAACGGCCUUGGGGAUGAAACGUGUCGCAGUGUGGACAGUGCCAACAAGACAAAAGGAAGACAUGGAGGUUGGGCUGCAGCGAAUGGCUUCCGUUCUCACCUACAUGGAGAACCGCACGGACAUUCCCUACAGCCUGCCGAAGUUGGAUUGGGUGGCUGUGCCAGGCUUCGGGCCAAUUGGCAUGGAGAAUUGGGGCCUGCACAUGUCCCUGGAGAGCGUCAUCCUGACGUCACAAAACCACUCCGGCGCUGUAGAUUCCUUGUUGAUCGACGAGAUCGUGGCCCAUGAGGUCGCGCACAACUGGUGGGGCAACCUGGUGACCAACAUCUGGAGGGAGGAAAUCUGGCUGAACGAGGGCUUGGCAUCAUAUUUUCAGGCGUAUGGUGCAGAGGCGGCUGCGACGGGCGACGGACAUGCAGAGAGGUUCUAUCUUAGGGUGACGGUGCCGGCCCUGCUGGUGGAUCAGGAGUCCGAGGGGUUUAGUCACCAGCUCACAAGGCCCGGCCAAGAUAGGGGGAGCUACUGCGGCGCCAUCGGCUUGCCCCAGGCGACACUGACGUACCUAAAGGGCGCCGCUGUGGUGCGCAUGUUGCAAGCCUACUUGGACCAAAACAUCACUGCAAGAGAUUCAUUUCCUGAGGAGUUUCUGUCCGGGCCUCAAGGCGACGGCGGUCCCUUCCUUCGCGGGGCGCAGACGUACCUGAAGAGGCACAGCUUCGGGUCAACUAACACGUCAGAUUUCCUGGCAGCUUUUGACAAUGCCACUGGUUCGCCUGUGACCGACAUGAUGAGCGCCUGGCUGCUGAAUGGGGAUUACCCGCUCGUCGAGAUAAUGACGAUGGGCGACGGCGGCUUGGGUGUUUACGCCAGGCAGAAUCGCUUUAGGCUGUCAGGCAAACUCUCGUGCUCUGCUUCCAAAGCCAGGUGGUGGAUCCCAGUGCGCUACAAAUUGAAGUCGUCCCCUGAAUUCAAGUGGGCUGCCGUCCCGAGUUGCGGAAGGGUGAAGCUGGCGACUCUGGCGGACGCAAACGACACGAUUGCGGCGAACGCGGGCCGGUCUGGCUACUACCGCGUCAGGUACAGAGAGCCUCUCCGGACGCGGCUGCUGGCGGAUGCGCUGGACACCCCUCCGGGCGCCACCAACGCCCAGCUGACGCACGUGGACUUGGCGGCAAUGUUGGACGACGCAUUUCACAUGUCGUUUGCGGGCGUUCAGCACUUUGAUGCGUUUUUGAAUCUCACGGAAGUGCUCGGUUCUCGAAUGUACACGUCCCACACGCCCUGGGCCAUCGCCCUGCCGCACCUCCGCGCCGCCCGCGACCUCCUGAGAAGGAGCGCAACCUCCCAGGCGUGUGGCGACGAUCUGGAACAGUACGCCAGGGAGCGCCUGCUGGGCCCCAUGGUCCGCGAGGCCAGCAAUCCGUACUCGGGGGCGGGGAGGGGCCUCGGUUUCUCGGUGGGCGCGGACGAGCCGCUGGACUUCAGGCUGAUGCACCAGGGGCUGUUGCAGGAGGCCGGCAACUUCGGCGGCGUGGACGUCAUUUCGAAGUCGCUGGAGAUCUUCUUUGGGGAUGGCGCGGCCAGCCUUCACCCUGACUUGCAGUCCGUGGUGUACAACCUUGCAGUGGCCAGCGGGAACAGCAGCGCGUACGAGCAAGUCAAGUCGCGCUUUCUCGAGGCUGAAGAUCCCCAUGAGAAGAAGAGGCUCCUGCUGGCCCUCACGUACGUCCCUGAUCCAGGGCGCAUCAACGAGACCCUCCAGCUCGCCUUCAACGACGCUGUGCCAGACAGGGACAAGUUUCUGAUCUUCGAGAAGAACGACUUCACCUACACCUACGGCGGCCUCCUGGCCCGAGGCGGGCGGUCCAUCGACGCCGCGGCCGACUUUUUUGCCGACUUCCUCACCUCGCUGUACAACUCGUUCGGCGACUGCGACGUGAGGCUGUGGAUCAAGGGCAUCGCCCGUGCGUUGCUGGACGACGAGAAGUCCCAAAAUUUUGUGCAAGCCGCAAGUCAAGGCUUCCAGCCCGGGCAGCUGGAAGAGCUGACGGCGAGGAAUUCGCAGUGGGUGGCUCGCUACGGGCAAUCCACGUGCCGGUGGCUGAGGUCGCGGAUGAGCUGA
Molecule: messenger RNA, 2238 nt
Organism: Ostreobium quekettii
Lineage: Eukaryota; Viridiplantae; Chlorophyta; Ulvophyceae; Bryopsidales; Ostreobiaceae
Source: the annotation of a GenBank genome assembly